Messenger RNA from Athalia rosae (coleseed sawfly), 1218 nucleotides. Its product is annotated as allatotropin-like. The record is from RefSeq and is a predicted model, not a curated record. NCBI's taxonomy places the organism in Eukaryota, Metazoa, Arthropoda, Insecta, Hymenoptera, Athaliidae. The coding region runs from base 471 to 788 and encodes 105 amino acids. The transcript has 4 exons.
AUACCUAGGAUAGGAUCCUGCGGCAGAAGGAUAUACGCAUCGGCGGCAACGGCGACGAACGCCGGGCACCGGCGGCAUAGGCGGCAUCGGCGGCAUCGGCGUUAGCGGCCUACCGGUACAAAAACGGAUCCCGAUUCUCGGACGCUUCCACUUGUCAUUUGGACCUUGAAAGUACCGCACAUACGUCGCUCGCGGAUCCCAUUAAUCAGCUACGCCCUUCGAGACGAGCAGCCGGACGCAUCGACGAUCAUUUUCUACUUCCGGUGCGCCGCGUCGAAGAUCAGCAAUUUUUCGCGAAUUUGAAUUUCGAAGACGCCUUGAGACUUGGGAGAAGAGAAUAUAGAUGUCGAAGUUAAUGGGCCGUGACGGCAACGUCUUCUUUAUUUCUGACACGCCGAAAAAAAUCAUUAGAUUAUUGAAAUGAGCUUCUUACCUACUGGGAUCUAUUAAAAAAUGGGCGAAACUACGAUAUGGACAAAAUGCGGCCUGGUGUCGUGAUAAUUAUAGCAACCGUAGGACUACUAUUUACAGAAGGGACGAGAUGCUCGCGUAGUUACAACCAUUUUGUCAAACAUCGCACAAAGCCGCGAGAAAUUCGCGGCUUCAAGCCCGAAUAUUUAUCAACUGCUAUCGGUUUCGGAAAACGAGAUACUCCCUUCGGUCUCAUCAAGCCUCGCAACCACCAAAAUGUUCUUUUGGCGUUAUUACAAAAAACUUCUCAAAAACUGGAGAAAAGAAGAAUUUUAUGCAAACAGAGGAAUAUUCACAAAAUUGCCAUGUGUGACUAAUUCACGCGGAACAACAAAAUGGAGACAAAAUAAACGGACGAUGUGAUUUGUCUUUAUGAAAAAAAAAAAAAAUUCAAUAACAAUAAUAAUAAUAAUAAUAAUAAUAAUAAUAAAAUGUGCUAUACCUUUUCUUGUAACGCCGCUUCUGCUGUGUAACAAAUUAUUAAUUAUGCCAGUUUUAGCUACAGCAAUUGGUGGAAAUUCAAAAUCGUGAUUGAUCAUGGUAUAUCCCGUGUUGAAUGUUCGUCUCAUUCGAAUUCUAAAGAAAACGAAAUAACAAAGUUAUGAUCUGCAUUUGUUGUUCAACUAUGAAAUAAUAUGGUAAAAUUUAAUUCCAAUCGAACCGAAGCAUCAUGUAUUACUUGAUCUCAUUCUUACGAUUAGACUCAACAAUCAUGUUAUAAUAAAUAAAGCACUACGAAGAAAAAAA